This is a messenger RNA of Penicillium waksmanii, 645 nucleotides long. RefSeq lists its product as uncharacterized. Bases 1 to 645 code for a protein of 214 amino acids. The record is from RefSeq and is a predicted model, not a curated record. The transcript has 2 exons. Lineage: Eukaryota; Fungi; Ascomycota; Eurotiomycetes; Eurotiales; Aspergillaceae.
AUGCAAUUUCUGGAUAAAAAGAUCACUUGUCAAUUCCCACGUGGCUUCGCCACUAAUUUGACGACCGGCGAGGAGGGGAAAGCUACCGACCCUCAGACCGGUCCGCUAGAUCACCAUCUCGAGGCUACGAGGGCCGACGACGUUCUCCCCCACGAAAUCGCUCUCGCCCUCGCGCUGACACCUGGGUGCCGUCAAAUCGAGGAUUUGCACGACCCCGAAGUCGUUCGCCUCCUGACUACCGCCGGCGCUCACGAACACCCCCCUUCCAACCACGAGCCUAUGGUCAAGCCCCAUACGGUCGCCGUCGAACGCCACCUCCUCGAAGAUUCUCUCCCAGAAGAGACGAAAGGACUAGAUCGCCGCCUCCUCCGUCGUGGAGACCCCGGUCUCCGUACAAUGAUGGAAAACCGCGCGAUGCUUCACGGGGUCGGAGCAGCCCGCGCCGUGCCCGCGACGUAUCUCCAGGAAAUCAAGAAGUCCGGCCAGCUAGGCGAAGUACUCCCACCGUUCCCAAUAACGACAGGAACAGUCGUGUGCUGUCUCCAAGAGCUCCGGUCCCGGCCCCGGCCCCGGCCCCUCGGCCGCCUACAAUUCGCUCGCAAAGUCCCUCUCAGCCUUACCGCCGCGAACAGCAUGCCGAUAUGA